GUGGGAUUAAGCGCGAGUAUUAUUAUUACAGUAUUACUUCUUUCCACGUAUCCGGUGGGCGGUGAUAGUUUCACCAGGCUUGUUGACCGAGUCAAAUGAGCCACCAACCGCCAUGGAAAUUUCCACACCACAUCCUUCUCGAAGUCGGAAUCCCAUGACCUCUCACUUAAAAUCGCCCAAACUUGAUCAAACCUAUAUAAUCAUCUCUGGUUUUCGCAAAACAAAGAGUUGCAGAGAAGAGAAGAGAAGAGAAGAAAACGAAACACAGUAAUUUCGAUUUUGAAUUUUUCCGAUCAGUAAAGUUAUGGAGGCUUCCGAUAUAGCGAGGUUGAAGGCGGACUGGCUCGAUCGGAGCGUCAACUGGAGCAAAUACUCCACCUACGACGGCUCCUACGAUCCCCGGACUUUCAGCGGGAAGCUCGACGAUCACGAGAUGGAACUAGUGAAGAUCGACAUGAUGACAUACAGGCUAGCCAGGUUGCGCGCGGAGACCACGAAUCGUGACUUCUGUGAGGUUCGACUGGAGGUGGAGAUGGAAGUGAUGGUCGAGCUCGCAAGGAUUCUGGCGGACACUAUCGAGCCGGCGUACAGCGGGUCGCUGGCGACGGUGGUGGAGGAAGAAGCGGUGGUGUGCGCGGUGUGUCAGGAUGAGAUGAAGAAGGGGGAAGAAGCGAGAGCGAUGGGAUGCAAGCACUUUUUUCAUCCGCUCUGUAUUAUCGAGUGGCUGAGAAGGAAGGAGACUUGUCCUCUGUGCAGGUACCAGAUGAAGCCUAAAGAAUUUGAUGUGACAAAGAUGCGAGAUUGAUUGAAGAUUUGAAACCGUGGAGAAUUAGGGUUUUCCCUUCAUUAGUUUUAGACCGAUAGAUUGAGAGAAGCGAUACAUACGCGCAGAGACGGAGGUCAACAAUCAUAGUCCUUGGCGGUUGAC
Molecule: messenger RNA, 928 nt
Organism: Carica papaya (papaya)
Lineage: Eukaryota; Viridiplantae; Streptophyta; Magnoliopsida; Brassicales; Caricaceae
Biological process (GO): protein ubiquitination
Cellular component (GO): cytoplasm
Molecular function (GO): ubiquitin protein ligase activity
Source: RefSeq, a predicted model, not a curated record